Neocloeon triangulifer is the source of this 4322-nucleotide messenger RNA. RefSeq names its product protein kinase C, brain isozyme-like. Gene Ontology annotation, biological process: protein phosphorylation. The record is from RefSeq and is a predicted model, not a curated record. NCBI's taxonomy places the organism in Eukaryota, Metazoa, Arthropoda, Insecta, Ephemeroptera, Baetidae. Bases 162 to 2195 code for a protein of 677 amino acids. The transcript is spliced from 15 exons. Gene Ontology annotation, molecular function: diacylglycerol-dependent serine/threonine kinase activity; ATP binding; zinc ion binding.
AUCGAGUGCGGCCUGUAGGAGAUGGGAGUUGGUGGGACUCGCGUCGACGGCUGACACACCACUGACUUCUUCCUCCUCCGACACCGUAACACAGCUUCAGCUUUUCCACGCAAAUUUCGUCUGUGGAAAAGGACACACAGGGCUGAGAGCUCGGGGCAAAAAUGGCCGAGGAGGAGAACAACACCAACACCAACAAUGAAGAUCAAUCCAUGUCGGACAACAAUAAAAUCAAGCUGAGAGGCAGAAAGGGCGCCCUCAAGAAGAAGAACAUCUUUGUGGUCAAAGACCACAAGUUCAUCCCCAGGUUCUUCAAGCAGCCCACGUUCUGCAGCCACUGCAAGGACUUCAUCUGGGGCUUCGGAAAACAAGGAUACCAAUGCCAAGUGUGCAGUUUCACGGUGCACAAAAGAUGUCACGAGUACGUCUCCUUCACCUGCCCUGGAGCUGACAAGGGUUGCGACUCAGACUCCCCAGAAAUAAAGAAACACAAAUGGAUCGAUUACACAUAUUUCUCGCCCACUUUCUGCGAUCACUGUGGCUCAAUGCUGCACGGCAUAACUCAUCAAGGCCUCAAGUGCGAAGCAUGCGACAUGAAUGUGCACAAGAGGUGCGAAGAGAGUGUGCCAAAUCUGUGUGGCUGCGACCACACCGAGCGUCGAGGUCGUAUCGAGAUUUCCAUCACGUGCGCCGGAAACAAACUCACCACCGAAAUCAAGCAGGGUAAGAAUCUGAUUCCCAUGGAUCCCAACGGCCUGUCAGAUCCAUACGUCAAGCUGAAGUUGAUGCCAGACAAUGACAGAAUCAAACUCAAAACCAAGACCAUCAAGUCAAAUCUCAACCCGGUGUGGAACGAAACCCUAGUCUUUGAUCUGAAGCCAGAAGACAAAGAUCGGCGGCUGCUGAUUGAGGUGUGGGAUUGGGACAGGACAUCCCGAAACGACUUCAUGGGUUCCUUGUCCUUCGGCAUCUCUGAGCUCAUCAAGGCGCCUGUAAUUGGUUGGUUCAAACUGCUGACCCAAGAGGAGGGAGAAUUCUACAAUGUGCCAGUUCCGGAAGAGGGCACUGACCUCGCAGCCCUCAAGAGCCAAAUGAAGCCAGGAUUCUCUGUACAAAAAUCUUCGAUCACCAAGAAACCCACCAUGAUGGCAGACAAGGAGGUGCCUCACAACAUGGGCAAGAAGGACAUGAUCAGAUCAACAGAUUUCAACUUCCUCAUGGUGCUCGGCAAAGGAAGCUUCGGAAAGGUCAUGCUCGCCGAAAGGAAGGGAACGGACGAGCUUUACGCCAUCAAGAUUUUGAAAAAGGACAUCAUUAUUCAAGACGAUGACGUUGAGUGCACCAUGGUUGAGAAGAGAGUGCUGGCACUUUCCAACAAACCGCCCUUCCUGGUGCAAUUGCAUUCCUGCUUCCAAACUAUGGAUCGCCUUUAUUUUGUCAUGGAGUAUGUGAACGGUGGUGAUCUCAUGUUCCAAAUUCAGCAGUGUGGAAAAUUCAAGGAGCCAGUCGCUGUGUUUUAUUCAGCAGAAAUUGCCAUUGGCCUGUUCUACCUCCACACCCGUGGUAUUGUUUACCGAGAUUUGAAGCUGGACAACGUUCUGCUGGACCAAGAUGGCCAUAUCAAAAUUGCUGACUUUGGCAUGUGCAAGGAGGGCAUCGCCGGUGACAAGACGACGAAGACCUUCUGCGGCACCCCCGACUACAUUGCCCCUGAGAUCAUUCUGUACCAACCCUAUGGCAAGAGUGUGGACUGGUGGGCCUACGGAGUGCUGCUGUACGAAAUGCUGGUCGGCCAGCCACCCUUUGACGGGGAAGACGAAGAGGAGCUUUUUGCUGCCAUCACGGACCACAACGUUUCCUACCCCAAGUCACUCAGCAAGGAGGCGAAGGAACUGUGCAAAGGGUUCCUGACCAAAAACCCGAUCAAGCGUCUCGGCUGCAGCUCCAGUGGCGAAGAGGACGUCCGAGGCCAUGCCUUCUUCAGGCGCAUUGACUGGGAGAAGAUCGAGAAUAGGGAAGUUCAACCUCCAUUCAAACCCAAGAUUAAACAUCGCAAGGACGUCAGCAACUUUGACAAGCAGUUCACUUCGGAAAAGACAGAUCUGACACCAACGGACAAGCUGUUCAUGAUGAACCUGGACCAGACCGAGUUCAUGGGAUUCUCCUUCCUGAAUCCCGAGUUCGUUCAGCACAUCUAAUAACACUAUGCAGCGAGCGCGUCUGUGUCCUCGUCUUCUGGUAUGAGAAAAGCUGCAAUAUUUUCUUGUACUCCCUCUUGCUCUACCUCCCCAGCCUGAGUACAUAAUUAACAAUGUAUUUAAAUGCUAUAUUAUAUAUACAUUUAAUGAAAGAAAGAACAACAACACAGACUCUCAUAAUACACACUCAAUAUUAAGGGACACACACAUCACACACACCGAGUUGUUGAGGUUAACUAUCUCUCGAGUAAAAGACGGAGUUGUCUUUAAUUAGAAACACACUCCUCUUUAGCUAGUUAUGGAAAAGAGUUAAGUGUUCAUCAUUCUAUAUUUGAGAGAGAGAAAAAAAAUAACUAUUCUAACCAAAAUGAAAAGAACCCCAUCUCUUUAUGCAGAAGACAAAAAAAAAGUUAAAAGGCAGGAAUUAUUCUGAUGUAUAUGUGCACCAGAGAGAUAAUUGUAAAAUUAAGCAUUCAAUUAAGAAUAUUUCAAUAUUUCUGACUAACUGAAUGUGAGUCUUAAAAUAUUUGCAUCUAUUAUUGAUGGCAAGGACAAGAGAGAGAUAAUAUAGUGACAAGCGAUGAAUUAAAAUAUAUAAAUCCAAAAAAUACCUUGAUGUGAUUCUGCUCUACUAAAAGGCUAUCGAAGUGAAGAUUUAUAAUCAUAAAAUUCUCUCAAGUUGAGUAGUUUUUUCAAACUGGCAAUAAUAACUAAUGGAAAAAAGAGGGUGGAUAUAUUUCAAGCAAAACUGUAGCUUAGAAUUUCGAAAAGGACCGAGAGAAAAGAAAGAAGAUGCGAAAUCGUUGAAAAAGGGUACCACUUUGCCUCUAUCCCCCAUCCUCUCUCUGAUGUUCAUGUUCAAGAGACUUUUACCAAUUUAGAGGAACUAUAAAAUAUAUAAACUACUUUUGCUCACUGAUAUAAAACUACUUGAUUAUGAUUUCGGGUAGAUGAUUCUUUUUUCGGUUCGCUAUUCUGCACCAAGGAAGGCAUUCGGAAAGGGUAUAUCGAGAGUACGUGGAUUUUUUCAAAAGAGUAAAAUGAUGAAACAAAAAUUACGGAAUGCCUCCUUGAGAACGUGAGAGGAAAAGGACGAGAGGCCAGUAAAAUGUAAUCAAUCUGGCUGUGAAUAUUAUUUCACAAACAAAACACACACGUUUUACAAGGUGUAUUAGUUAGAGCGUCAGAUGAAGUCUCUUCCCUUUCAGUAAUCCUUGAUAUUGUUGCACCAUUAUGGCCUAUCAUGAGUACAUGUGAAAAAAUGAACAAAAUCUCUACUGAUUCCUGGUACCUAACAAAAUUAGGACCAGACCAAGAAUAAUUUGUCUCUCUGCUGAACGGUUUAUAUUCUCAAUCUCGGUAAUUAGGCCUACAAAUAUUCAAAUCUUCAGCGGGUUAAUUUAAAUUUUACCAAUAAAUCAGUAUUCCUUAAAUUCCACAGUCUCAAGUGGUCUUAUAUACGAGUCCUAUCUAUAUAAUUGUUAUUUUGAGUUAGAAUAUAAUUUGCUCGAUUUAAUCGAACUAACAAAAAACUACUUUCCAGCUAAUUGAAUUUAAAAAGAAGUUUAUUCCGAUUUGAUAUAGACGUGUUUUAAAUAAACCUUGACGUCCAUCAAACCUUGCACAAGAUUGAGUCACAGUAUAAAAUCCUUGGCACUGACAAUGAGAGCUUGGUUGAAAAAUUUCAAAUUUGAGAAUUUCAAUUAAUUGGUGUUUUUAAUGUGUCUGAAAGAAUUAAGAAUCGUUUCGAAUACGCAAAGCAGUCGGUGUCCAUUUUCACUACUUUUUGUAAAAUUCAUGUACUUAAAUCGUUAUACUGAAGGCCUGAAUAUUGAGGAAUGAACUGUUUGCUACUUUCUUAUGAAAAAAUAUAAUACCUUGUGCUACUACCGAUGCUAAGUAAGGGGAAAAUGAAUAUUUUAAAGACGGUUGGUUUCGGAACGUUUCUCUGUUAGCGGGCAGGAACUGAGUUGUAGGAUCAGUUUUGAUUCGUGUGAAUUUAGCACGUUGCUUGUGUAAUUUAAAAAAAAAUAUAUAUAUUGUAGUAAAAAAUUUCCAAACGUCUUUCAUGAGAUAUGUGUAAACAUAAUUCAAGACAAUUAAAUUAAUACUCCACACACAAACACA